Messenger RNA from Cryptotermes secundus, 9232 nucleotides. RefSeq names its product ankyrin repeat and IBR domain-containing protein 1. Gene Ontology annotation, molecular function: ubiquitin conjugating enzyme binding; ubiquitin protein ligase activity; zinc ion binding. The transcript has 21 exons. Gene Ontology annotation, biological process: protein polyubiquitination; ubiquitin-dependent protein catabolic process; positive regulation of proteasomal ubiquitin-dependent protein catabolic process. Lineage: Eukaryota; Metazoa; Arthropoda; Insecta; Blattodea; Kalotermitidae. The record is from RefSeq and is a predicted model, not a curated record. Gene Ontology annotation, cellular component: cytoplasm; ubiquitin ligase complex. The coding region runs from base 502 to 5376 and encodes 1624 amino acids.
CUACUUUUAACGCUUGUAAUAUCUAAAGAACAUGCAUAGGAAUAUAGGAUGUUGAUCUGUGUAACGUAUGUUCUCACCUCGAUUUAAAGUGUGGUUUUUAAAAUUAUGGAGCAUGUUUUGAGUGCGGCUGUACAACCUUGUCAAAGCAAUUAGCCACCUGUCAAAUGCUUGAACUGUUGUGAGAGGCGAAAAUAUACCAUGUGCAAAUCACAGUCUCUCCCCUCACCCGCCUUAAGUCGUAGGUGACUAUUUGCAAUGUCUAGACGGCAUUGUAACUGAAGGUUCAGGAUAACUGCAGAUGAUGGUGUCUUCUGAACUAGAGCAAGUGUUUCCCCAUCAUUAUUUGCUGUUAGAGUUGACCACUCACUGCUGUUCCUUUUGUGUUUAUCUGCGGUCAAAGUGGAUCGAAAGACAAGACUACGGGCUGAUCUCUUGACGCCGAGGGUUGUGCAGCCACUGACUGGACCAGUAUAAUAGUCCUGUCAAGUGUGCCUUUGCAUCAUGGGCAGUGCGUCCUCUAAAUUCAAGAAGUACCUUCAGCAUGGAGAUGAAUUUGCAGCGAUGCAGGUAUUUCAGAGUUCUCCAGAGUUGCGGAAGAAUCUGGAUCCCAAUCUCAGUUAUGGGGACAGCCAUCAUCAUAAUACAGCACUGCAUUAUGCUGCCAAACAUGGCAUGAAACACCUGCUCAGGACAUUCUUGAAUGACCUGGGUGGAAACCCAAACAAGAAGAAUGGUUGCAAUGAAACAUCACUGCAUGCAGCAUGCCAGUUGAGUCAGCAGAAGUCUUUCUCAGCUCAGGAGCGACGUGCAGCAUGUGUGGCGCUUUUGUUACAAUGGAGGGGAGUUCCCCUUAACAGUGGGGGACGAGAACGUGUUGAUCUUCAGGCUCAGGACCAGAAAGGCAACACUGCGCUGCAUUGUGCUGCCACAUCCGGAUUGAAACGCUGUGUGGAGCUGCUUCUGAACCAUGGUUCACCUCUCUUCAUUGAGAACCAUGAUAAGUUUACACCUUGUGAUAUGGCUAUGCGGAGUGACCACCAUGACAUUGCUCAGCUCCUUGAGUCCAGGAUGGUCUUUGCUGACAGUACUGACACAAUAAAUGAAGUAGAGUUGUAUGGGCCUGGAGAACAGGAGGAGGUAUACAGUGGGCUAAGAACCCAGGACCUUCAAGAGGCCAAAGAUCAACUGCUGGUGGAGACAUCAGAUAUGCUUCACAUCCCCCUGUUCACUGCCGAGGCUCUGCUCCGAGAUAAUGAAUGGUCACGAGAAGCUCUUCUGGAGAAAUGGAUGAAAGACCCAGUGCAGUGUUGUCAGUUGGCUGGUGUACAGCCUCCAACAUCAGCGUUGCAGCAUUGUACCUCGGAACCAUCAUCUGUUACACUGGAAUACAGUAAUGCAGAGACAUCUGGUGCCAUUCAGCAACAAGGCACUACAAAAAUACAUGUUGAAACUAUAUGUGAGAUCUGCAUGUUGGCAAUGCCUUGUUGGGACCGACCAGUGCUCAUGUCAUGCAACCACCAGUUCUGUACCUCCUGCUGGGAGAGCUACCUCACAGUGAAGAUCCAGGAUGGAGAUGCUCACCAUAUCCUGUGUCCUGCCUAUCAGUGUCAUAUCCUUGUGCCUGUAGAAGUCAUUGAAAAACUAGUCAGUCCUGAUAUGGCACGCAGAUACCUGCAGUUUGACAUCAAGGCAUUUGUUGAGAGUAACCGCAGCAUCAAGUGGUGCCCCAUGCCAGGCUGUGGCCGUGCUGUCCGCCUGCCUGAGACAGAACAGACACAACCCAGUGAUGUCCUGCAUAAUAUUCCAUCAGCGAAACCUCCACUGCUCACUUCCCAUGCAGUUGAUUGUGGAAACGGACACUUCUUUUGCUGGGAGUGUCUGGGUGAGGCUCAUGCUCCAUGUGGCUGUAGCCAGUGGCUUCAGUGGCAGCAGAAGAUUUCAGAGGUAAAACCAGAAGAACUGCGAGCCUCGUGUGUUGAAACAGAAGAUGCUGCUAACUGCCUGUGGCUUGUAACGAACUCAAAGCCUUGCCCCAAUUGCAAAUCACCCAUACAGAAGAAUGAAGGCUGUAACCACAUGAAGUGUUCAAAGUGCAAGUUUGACUUUUGUUGGGUGUGCCUGGAGAACUGGAAGAAGCACAGCUCCGCCACUGGAGGCUACUUCAGGUGUAACCGUUUCGAGGCAGUUCACAAAGCAGAUGAGAAGCAAGGCAUUCUUAUCAGUGAGGCAAUGCUAAGGAACCAGCAGAUGCAAGAGCUGAACCGCUUCCUUCACUACUAUACAAGAUUCCGGAACCAUGAGAACAGCCAGAAGUUGGAGGAACCAUUGUUGAACAAUGUGCGCCAGAAGAUGGAGGUCUUAGCCUCUUCACUUAGCAAAGGACAGAAACGUGAAGAAUCUGCGGAGAAGGGAACGAAAUUUGUGGAGGAUGGAGUACGAGAGUUAUUAAAAGCCAGGCGAGUUCUUUGUGGCUCAUACGUUUAUGGCUACUACCUGGAGGAUAAUGGAUACAACAAGACCAUCUUCGAAUUCAUGCAGAAUGAACUUGAAGAGGUCACAGAGAAGCUGUCUGAAAUGGUAGCCCGUCCUUACUUGCGCACCCCUCGUCCAGUAAUCAUCCAGACAACUGCAUUGGCGCGGCGGAAGCGUCAUGAAUUUGUGCGUGCAGUAUCUAAAGGACUAAUUCCUCCUGAGACCCCUCCCACACUUCGUAAAGUCCGAAAAAGGAGGUUUCCUGGGCUUAUGGCUAUGGAUCCAGUAGAUGAUGAACAAAUGUCUCAUGCCAUUGCUGCCUCACUGAGAGACUUGGAUCCAAACAAUCCUUGGGUUAAAGAUUCACAAGGCCGUCACACCAACUUGAGUGCCAUCUAUGACUGGCCUGACUUUGACUCUGAUGAAGAGGAGACUGAAGUGAAUCAUGCACUAGCAGUCAGCUUGCUUGGAGAGUGUAGUCGAGUGGGAUGCAGUCGUCCAAGAGCACGCAAUCCGCGGACUUCAGCCAUUCAUGAUUACUGCAGUUUGCGAUGCAGCCGUGCUGCAAGACUAGGAGCAGAAGAUGAUGUUUACCAUGUGAAUGUAACAUCAGACUACAACAUGGAUCUAGUAAUAGCACUGGAGAUGUCACGUCUUCAGAUGAUAGAAGAUGAAAUGAAGAAACGCCAGCGAGCAGCUGAAGACGCUGCCAGCAAGACCCAACAACAGGCAGCUGAUGACUCAGAAGGACAGGCUGGCACCAGCGUUGAUUCUGGUAGUACUCCAACAGAAGGAGUGGAUGAUCAUCAGUUAAAGCUAGCAAUCCAGCUGUCUUUGCAAGAAACAACAAAACGAAUUGCUAAAAGUACCUCAGCAGACCCAACAAUUGGAAGUAGUGUUUGUUCUGAAGAAGAAAGCUCGUCAGAUGGAAAUUUAGUUACAGAUGUUGCUCCCAAAGUGGAUGAUGAUGAUGAUGAAAAUACAGACCUCACCUCAUUGAUCUACCACAAAACCAGUGCUGACUUGACAGUGGAUUACUUCCUCAAGAGUUUAGCUGGACGUCAAAUUGACGUUAAGAAUCUGAACCCUGGCCCAAACUUGUUUUCACCAGAUGAUGGCAUUGAAGGAAGUGAUGUUAUCUGGGGUUGUGGUGUUAGCAAGACUCUUGCCGACAAAGAGUUAUUGAUUGGUUGUGGCUUCAAGCCCUGCAUUGCAGAGGAUGGACGGUUUGAAAUUGGAGAUAUCCAUGAAAAUGGAUGUUUCAAUGAUGUUGAUGAAUAUGAUGAGAAAAAUUCACAUCUCCUUAAGCGAUCCCAUUCAACAGGAGAUCUGUGCACUCGGGGUCGGCGGGGACCCAUGCAUGGUGGAGUUGUUGGCGCUGGUGAUGAACCAAGGUACCACCUAGAUUCCGAUCACAGCAGUCAGCAUGAAGAGAAGCCUGAAGACAUUGCAAAGAGAAUACUGGCUUUUCCUGCAGCUGCUUCAUUUGGAAAAUCCAUGUCUGGGAGACACUUCCUUCUGCUUCAUCAUCACAGUGGUGGUAGCAAUGGGAAUGCAGGGGGAGAGGCAUCUCUUGCCAACUCAGAGGAUGGUGCCAGCAUCUACUAUGGUGGCCAGUCAUCUGUUGAGGACACAACUACCACUUCUGAUUCCCUCAAUGCAGAUUUGGAAGUCUGUGGAAUUUUGGGAACCACGACAGAAGAUGAUGAGGAAGGGAAAGGUUAUAUUGAGGAUGAAAGCAGUGGUGCCAACUCAAGUAGCACAGACAGAAAUUCAUUUUCGGAACGUGAAAUAAAGCCCACACUCAGCUUGGAUAAGAGUAGUGUUUUAGAUACGGAAGUUAAAAGAGGUAAAGAUGUAGGAUUAAUGAGUGGACCAUCAAAUGUCUCUUCUUUGAAGUCAUCAGCUGCAAAUUCUUUGCUUGAAGCCCACCGGAAAGCAUUCAAAUACACAGGAGGCAAAGCUGGAGGUGGAAGUGGAUCAACAGGCUUGCGUAUCCGUAUUUGUAAGUACCCUAAUAAUGCCAAUGUUUCUGGGACCAUCAUAACCAACACUAAUAAUGGGCGCCAGUUGGAGACAGACAGUUCAAAUGAGUAUGAGUCUGAAACAGGUAUACCAAAAUCACCUACACUGUUUAUUAGUGGUGUUUCUAUCAGUCGUACCCCUGAACCAAGGUCUCCUGCAAUUGUAACCACAUCUUCUGGUAUCACAACAAACUGUUCUGUAGGCCGUCAGUCCCGCUCGUCCAGUCUCACUGUUCCGCCACCCAUACCUUUAGCACCUCCUCUGUCAACUGCUAUCCUUGGAUCCUCAAGCACGUCCCUGAACAAUACCACCACAACUGUUCAUUCAGCAUCACCAGAACCUCAGCCUUCACUGAUGCUGAAAUCCUCCAGUCCUGUGAACUUGAAUUCAGUUUGUGCAACUGUAACAAGUAACAAUGUCGUCAUUACUCCUCCACCUCUGCCGCCCCUUCUCCCUUCACCAGGCUCCCCUGUAAGCAUUUCUAGUCCCCGUUCAGGUGCCCCAUCUCCAAUUUUAACAUCAGGAAAUGGAAGCUCUAUAGGUAUCUCAUCUAGUACCACUCAGCCUUCUAGUACCACUACAACAAAAUCAAAAUCAGCAAGUGAACCAGAAAGAGAAAGAGAAAUGUUUCGGUUUCCGAAAUCAUCGACUGAUGGUGCAUUAAGCUCAGUGCUUCACGUUCAAGAAUCUAAUCUAAGUUCAGACGAUUUUCAUGAAGCCUUGUUCCUUCUGGAGCGCUCACCAAAAGGUGGUGGUGGUUCCUCUAAGCGGCGGAAGAAGUCGAAGAAAGAACGCCACAAGGAUAAGGAAAACAGCAAUGGUACAGCAAGUUGUUCAAGUAAGGUGAAGGAAAUAACAGAACCCAGCUCUGCCUUAUAAGGUAAGAGGAUGUAUCAUGUUGAGUUACUUUACACACCCAAGUUGCAAGGACUUGAUGAGGAGACUGUAUGUUGUCCUUGUGUCAAAACAUCACUUGAAGUUAGAAUUUAAUCCAAUCUGUGACUGUCCAGUGAGACUUUUUACAAGUAAAAUAGCAGUCAGUACUUGGCAAUAAUAUGUAGCAGUAGAAUUGAAUCCACUGUGUGAGACAGUCCAGUGAGACUCAUAGCAGACAGUGGUGGUCCAUACUUGAUAAUCACAUCUCACUUGUAACAGUAGCAUUUAAUCCAUUGUGUGGGGCUGUCUGCCAAGAUUGACGACAGGUGUUGGCUGUACAUGUUUCACUAGUCAUUUCCAGGUGGCAGGGAGGUAGCUUGUUGCACUUGUUUACUAUCAAUAUACAGUUUCUUUGUGUUUCUGUUCUUUGAUAAGUAAACACAUGCACUAAUGGUGUGUACAAAUGAGUUCGUAAGAGCUAUACUGUAGAAUUAAUAGGCCCCACAGUGCACACCAGUAGCUCAUUUAAAUGCCACACACGGGAUUAAAUUACACAAAUCAGUGCAUUUCAGAACUUAACCUAUAUGAAUCAAACUGUAGAAUGUUUAGGAAAUGACAUGAAAGGAAGUGGCCAUGGUCUGUAUCAAGAUACUGUUCUGGGACUUGCCUGCAGGGGCUGAGGAAACCCACAGAAGACCCCAGUCAGGAUGGUGUGCUGGCUGAGAUCUGAAAGAGGGCCCUCUUGAAUUAAGCACUUUUUUCCAAAAACGUUAGCAUACAUCAUUACUGAAAUUUCACAGCACGGACUUUAGUUCUUGACAUUGCAGGACCAAGUUCUUGUUAAGUUCAAGACAGUGUUAGCUGUUUGAAAUGUUAAGAUGACCAAUAGCACUUCAGUAAACAUGUUUUACUUUUAGAGGAUAAAAGAAAACCUCUAUCUUUCUGUGAUUUGUUAUUAACUCUGCCUUCUCAUCCAUAUUUUAUCACCAACAUACAUCAAAACAUUAUCAUAUUUUUUUUAUUCCAUUCUUCCAUUGAACAGAUAUGAAGUUGGCUUUACAUCUCACUUCGAACCUUAGCAUUUUUGUAGAGGUAUAGCUCCACACACUUUUAAUCUUCAGGAGAGUAGUUAGUUGCACACCCUGGUCACUACCACUGGGAGGAAGAGCCCCCCAGUAUUCAUUGGAUAGGACACAGGAUGACCAAAAAGCCAGUCUGGAUGCAAGCACAAAGAGAAAAAUCACUGCCCCUGCUGAGAAUUUAACCCCAAGUUCCCCAGUUGUCCUACUUGUGGCCUAGUCACUACGCUUACCUGCCAUUAAAAGGCUAUAUUCAUGUCAUUAAUCAGUAGACCUUCCUGAGUUUACUGCAAAUAAUCGUUUUUGUAGAAAAUUUCCAUAAGCUAGGUACAAUAAAGGAAACAUUAAUUCAUGUAAUUAUGUUAGUAUCUGAGAUGGACUGAUUGUAGCUGUGAGUAAACUGUACUGCCAUAUGCUGCAUCUUUGUUACUUUGCAUCUUAUUUGUCUGGUGUCUGUUGUGAACAUUGAAAUUUGAGAAACAAUUGAUUAUAAUGUAUUUAUAUUAAAUUAUAGUAGCAGAUACUGAAACUAUAAAGUUACUCUCAUAACUCUUUCACUGUUCCAAUUUUAUAUAACAGCUGUCUGCACUGUACAAUGACGGAAAUGAACAGAUCACUUGAGAUUAUAAUCUUCUUGGAUGUGACGCCAUGCAGUGUGGUAAUAUGACGGUAACAAGCUCAAAUACCAGUCCAGGCAACAAGAAUUCCCCCACCCCACCCCCACACAUUUAAAAACAGAUUAACUUUCUUAAGACUUCAUAACAAUUAAUAGCAUGAAAUUUCUUGACUCUGUGAUGUAAACUGACAUUGGUAUCAUAACUCUUAAAAUAUAAACUUAAUUAGCAUGAAAGAACAGCAGAAAUGUUUUCAUUUUACAAAACAUCUAGGAAACAGGCUAAUAAACUGUGCUGCCCAAACUGGCAUUUCAGCUUGCCUGUGCUUGGUAGAUAGGUACCAGCACUGUGUAGGAAUCUGCUGAUUCCCUCUUAUAACCUGAACACGGAGGUAUGAGAUGUUCAUAUCCAUUUACCAACCUCUGCAGUAUCAUAUCACAGGAGCCCAUGAUCUUGAAAUCGACUGCUGUGAGAACCUCAGAUCUCUCAAAGUAACCAAUUCUUGGUAUUCAUUUCUUCACUAUACCUAACUGCAAACAAAAAUACAAAGAAGUUUACUGUCUUCUGGACUGUGAUAUCAUGUAGUCCGCUGGAAUGUCAUGGUAACGUUCUACCAGAUUGCACGGUGUCACAACUCGGAAGACCAUAACCGUCUUAGUCACUGAUGUAAAAGCUGAAUCUCGAUAACUGUAAGGAGGAAUAUCUCCUGGUUAUGAUGGGAAGCCUGUGUCAUUGGUUGCAUGUGUGAGCAAUAUUGCAGAAUGGAAACUGCAGGUAGUACUUAACACAAUAUGGACAGUGCAUAUGGCUCAAGGAUGUACCCAUGUUGACAUUGAAAGGGUUAAUCUUGCCCCUCCUGCAGUCUGACACACUGUAAGGGGCUAGGGUAUACGAAAAGCAUGGUAACCUAUGAACUGAAGUCACUUUUGUUCCAUGCCAGUGGUUCUGAACUUGUGGUACAUGCAGUUCUGAAUCAGGAGGUAUGUGAAUACCCAUAAGUGGGUAUGUGAAAUAUAUUUUGUACAUUGUUGAACACAGGUUGAAAGGCCGUGAAAGACUUCUUGAUGUCUUUCUUUUGUAGAACUUUUUCUGUGCAUGGUAUAAAUAAAAUUUAUUGUGACUUUUGUCAUGUUUAAAUGCAUGAUAUCACCGAAAUAAAAAUUGAGUCUGAGCUGAAAAGGGUAGGGGAACAUGAGAUAUAGUGAAACAGAAAAUUGCUUUUUCAUAAACCUCAAACAAACAUAUUCCAUAUAUUUUGUUGAAAUAAUUUUUUUACAUGAAGUACAGCACAUUGAUAGUUCACAGCAGACUUCAUUAGAAAUUAAAAAUGGGUAUGUAGAUAACUUUUAUUUUUAUGACAGAACUGCUGUAGGAUGUACUAUCUACUGACAGUUUCUGUGACUGUGUCAUGCUUUGUAUCAGCAUGUGCAUAUCUCACUGAAACAAAUCAGUCGUGUUGAACGUAUCAUGAUGCAUAUUGUCGCGAUUUGUACCAAUGUGUAUGUAUGGGGCCCUUAAGUGAAGUUUCAUUCUGAGACCAAGGAGUACAUUGACUGAAAAGGGUUCAGGAAUGCUGCUCUGUACUGUCAUACUCAAUUACCAGUAGUGCGCAGCUGUUUUGUGAUUUCAGUGUUAGCUAACUGGAACAUGAAUAAACUCUUCUCAUCACCUGCUUCUAGCAAUUUGGCUCCUAUUUACCAUUUUAUUUUUAUGUUUAUGUUUCGUAAUUAUUAAUUUAUUAAUUAAUUAACCCAAGGGCUCUUGGGUAUUGCGACAUGUUGCGUUUAGUCUCUUUUUAUAAUAACUGCAUAGAUCAUGUAAAUUGAUAAGUUAAUGCAGAAGGAAAACAAUUGGCUCUUGUGAAGCAUAAGUGACACAAGUCAAUAAAUUCUCUAAAAUCUUUGUUUUGUUUUCAUAAGUUGUAAGAAUGUGACUUUUGUACAGAAAACAGUUGCAUUCAUGUUAUAUAACUCAUACAUAACCUCAGUUUUACCUGAUGUGGCUUCAUUUCUUAAUAACUACUGAUGUGCAAUUGCCUUUGGCUGAUACACCUUUCUUCGUUUUCAAAGGCCACCUAUGUUUGUACAUAGUUUAGUCAUUCAUAUGACCGCCUCUGUGGUCUAAUGGUCAGAGUUCCUGGAUACAGAUCCAGAGGUCCCGGGUUCG